UAAUGGAUACAUCAAAGCAAUUAAAAACAAAUGUCUGCACCAAUGUGCAUUUGGGAGUGUAUACUAUGCAUGCCAAUGUGUAACCGACAUCUUGGAUAACUGAAAAGAGCUGCAUCAUGUUGGAGUGGGGUGGGACUUGAAUUAUGCUGCAAAUGUUACAUAAGGCUUGCAAAAAUGAAAGUGAAAUUAAAACGGAUACAUAUAUAACGGUUCUGGUGUGGGUCUGAUUUUAGUAUCUUCUGCUGAGACAAAUCAGAUGUGCUCAAGGAUAGAGUUGAUAUAAAUAUAUUGAAGAGAGAAAAAUGGGAUCAUCAGAUUCUACACCAGUGCCACGGACAUUAUCACCACCACCACCAAAUCCAGAACUGGAUAAACCAUGGAGGAAAUUUAACUGGGGACAGAAAGAAGACCUAAAAAAAAAGCUUGAAAACUUCUGUCCAAGUCAUCCAGAAGUAAACGACAUCAAGAUCCUGGUAGCUGGACCGAUUGGAGCAGGAAAGUCCAGCUUUAUUAACUCACUCGAUAGCACCUUUCUGGGACGGAUCUCCUCUAGAGCACUAGUUAAUUCAACUGCUUCUGAUAAUAGUUUCACUAAAAAUCUCAAAGGAUUCACCAUCAGAAGUGGGAAAAAAACAUUGCCCUUCGUCUUCAAAGACAUCAUGGGAUUGGAACCUGCAGCAUUUGAAGGGUCGCAUACAGAAGAUAUCAUCAAUGCUGUGUUUGGUCACUUGAAGGACGGCUAUAAAUUCAACGAAGAGGAGCCACUCAAUUUUAAGGAUCAGCAAUUCAACCAAAACCCCAACCUCUCCGACCAGUGUUUCUGCCUGGUUUACGUCCUACCUGCGGAUGUAUUCCAAUACACAGAUGAUCGUCUUAUUGAAAAGCUGAAGAUCAUCCGCAAGAGAAUCAGUGAUAAGGGGAUUCCUCAAGUGGUUGUCAUGACUAAAAUGGACGAAGCAUGUCCACUAGUCAAUAAAGAUCUGAGGAAGAUGUACACUAGCAAGAAAAUCAAGGAGAAGAUGGAGUUGUGCAGUGCUAAAUUAGGUGUGCCACUGACAAACAUAUUCCCUGUGAAGAACUACCACAAUGAGAUCGACACAGAUGAUGACAUUGACGUUCUGUUACUAAAGGCUCUUGAACAGAUUGUUCAGCUUGCUGAUGACAGAUUAGAGAUUUGCUUAACUGAAUAAGAGUAAAUGAUACUGAGUGUGUAAAUUAAUAAUUUACUAAUGUUAAGUGCAAAAAUGAACUUCUAGCUAUCAAAAAGGUUCAAAGUUGAACUUAAAUGUUCUAUAAUGAUCCACUGGUUAUUGUCACAUUCAACUGGAAUAUGUCAUCCAAAUCUCUUUCAGUUUCAAUUUACAGUAAAUGCAGCCUCAUCUUGUAAACUUGCCAUGAACAGCUUCUGUUUAAAGGAAAUGUAAUCUGAUCUUGUGUAUUUGUUGAGCGUUAUGUGUUUCUGAUUCUGCUAAAUGCAGCUUUUGUGGUAUAUAUAUAUAAUAUAUGUCCAACAGCAGAAUAUUACACAAUUAAUUUUAGUAUGAUGUGUUAAUAUUUUUGUUAGUCAGUAUUUUGAUUAAAUUGCAGUUAACAUGUUUGUGUAGUACAAAACCAUUCUAACGUACAGGGAAUGUACAUUCAAAAAACCCAAUCUCAAAUUGCACCAAACCUGUAUUAAUAUCCUAUUUGCUGUGGUGUUUUUUUUUUUUUUGAGAAGCAGGGACUGUACACAACUCAAAUUAGACAUAAAGUUUACUUUAAGUAAACAGACCCAAAGCAAACAGACAAUGAGUGUAUGGACAACUCUAUUUGCUUUGGUUUUAACUUUGUGGUUAUGGGGUAUGGAGUGUAGACUUAAGAGGGAAAAGAUAUAGAGCAUGUUAGCAUGAGGCUUCAACAUAAUGUGUUGCAAAAACAAAACAAAAAAUUGCACCUAAUGGAUACAUCAAAGCAAUUAAAAACAAAUGUCUGCACCAAUGUGCAUUUGGGAGUGUAUACUAUGCAUGCCAAUGUGUAACCGACAUCUUGGAUAACUGAAAAGAGCUGCAUCAUGUUGGAGUGGGGUGGGACUUGAAUUAUGCUGCAAAUGUUACAUAAGGCUUGCAAAAAUGAAAGUGAAAUUAAAACGGAUACAUAUAUAAC
Messenger RNA from Carassius auratus (goldfish), 2142 nucleotides. Its product is annotated as interferon-induced protein 44-like. Gene Ontology annotation, biological process: immune response. NCBI's taxonomy places the organism in Eukaryota, Metazoa, Chordata, Actinopteri, Cypriniformes, Cyprinidae. Bases 303 to 1190 code for a protein of 295 amino acids. The record is from RefSeq and is a predicted model, not a curated record. The transcript is spliced from 7 exons.